This is a messenger RNA of Oncorhynchus mykiss (rainbow trout), 6028 nucleotides long. It is a transcript of the gene btbd3b, whose product is annotated as BTB domain containing 3b. Gene Ontology annotation, cellular component: cytosol. Gene Ontology annotation, molecular function: protein binding. Gene Ontology annotation, biological process: cerebral cortex development; neurogenesis; dendrite morphogenesis. The record is from RefSeq and is a predicted model, not a curated record. NCBI's taxonomy places the organism in Eukaryota, Metazoa, Chordata, Actinopteri, Salmoniformes, Salmonidae.
AGUCAGCAUAAUACAGGAGGUGGGGAGAGGAGCCAGAGACCGGAGAGACAGGAGCUGAGAAACGGAGAGAGACAGAGAGAGAGAGAGAGAGAGAGAGAGAGAGAGAGGAAGAGAAAAAAAACAGACUGUCUGCCUCAGGACCACUGCAUCUCCACUAAAUCUCUAGGCUGUCACACCAGCGCACAGCAGAGGAGAGGAGGAGAGAGCGGCGAAGAGUGAUUUCAAUAAGGACAUCAUUGGUACGUUAUCUGGGACAAACAUCGUCUGACACAAAGAUCAAACUUAAAAAAGGAAAACUAGGUGAAAGGAAACGUCCCUUAGGAUCAUCCAUUGGAUUGUCAGAUUGUCCCUGUUUCUCUUCAGAAAAAAAACAUUGGAUUCUGUCUAUAUUCAGAAAAAAGUCAUGGCGAGAGAAGGAUAACCCGUACUGGGACUGUUUGCUCCCUAAAAGCUGAGUCAAUCAUACAGUAGGAGUGCAGGGGUGUUUCUGAGCUGGUUUCUCUGCACUACUCUCUUAUUCUGCUACUGAAGACACAUUUGGAAUAGGAGAGGAUUUCCCAAUGUCUGACACAUUCUUACUGACUGAUUUCCUACUCAAGUAUUUUGACUGACUGAGCUCGUUGCUCGUUGUUGCUGCUGUUUUUCUGCUACUGCACAACUCUCUGAUACCACUGUCCUGUCUGAGCAUCCUCGUUCUCCCCCUCCUCGGCACCUCUGCCCUCCUCUUCCACUUCUACUCUGCCAGUUGAUGUCUUUUCUCUGCAUACUCUCCCACUGCUCUGCAGAACAACACACUCAUGGUCGAUGCCAAGGACCGUAAAAUGAAAUGUCUGACCUUCCUCUUGAUGCUCCCAGAGUCAGUUAAGAGCAAGUCGGCGAGUUCGAAGAGCUCCAAAAAGACAGUUAACGUCGGUGGCGCUUCCGGGGGCAGUACCGGGUCCAAGCUGCCGCCGGUGUGCUACGAGAUCAUUACCCUGAAGAAGAAGAAGAAGAUGGCAGCAGAUAUAUUCCCCAGUGCUAAGAAGCAGGGCGGAGGGUCGUCGGCCACAGUGCAGGAGUACCAACAACAGAACCUGAAUAAUAACAAUACAAUUCAGAACUGUAACUGGCAGGGGCUCUACUCUACUAUACGAGAGAGGAACUCUGUGAUGUUCAACAAUGAGUUGAUGGCCGACGUUCACUUUGUGGUUGGACAAACAGGAGGGACGCAGAGACUACCAGGACACAGGUAUGUUCUGGCAGUUGGUAGUUCUGUGUUCCAUGCCAUGUUUUAUGGAGAGCUGGCGGAAAACAAGGAUGAAAUCCGAAUUCCGGACGUGGAGCCUGCAGCAUUCCUGGCCAUGUUGAAGUACAUCUAUUGUGACGAGAUAGACCUGAGUGCUGACACAGUGCUGGCCACGCUCUACGCUGCUAAGAAGUACAUUGUGCCUCACCUGGCCAGAGCCUGUGUUAACUUCCUAGAGACCAGCCUGUCCGCUAAGAAUGCCUGCGUCCUGCUGUCACAGAGCUGUCUGUUCGAAGAGCCCGAACUCACACAACGCUGCUGGGAGGUUAUUGACGCUCAGGCAGAGCUGGCCCUGCGGUCGGAGGGUUUCACUGACAUCGAUUCCCAGACACUAGAGAGUAUCCUCCAGAGAGAGACCCUCAACGCCAAAGAGGAGGUGGUGUUUGAGGCAGCGCUGAGCUGGGCCGAGGCAGAGUGUCAGAGACGGGACCUCACCACCUCCAUAGACAACAAGAGAAAGGUUCUCGGCAAGGCCGUGUUCCUGAUCCGUAUCCCCACCAUGGCAUUGGACGACUUCGCCAAUGGUGCCGCCCAAUCGGGCGUCCUGACCCUGAAUGAGACAAACGACAUCUUCCUGUGGUACACCGCUGCCAGGAAACCGGACCUCCUGUUCGCCAGCCAGCCCCGCAAGGGGUUAUCUCCGCAACGCUGCCACCGGUUCCAAUCCUGCGCCUACCGCAGCAACCAAUGGCGUUACCGAGGGCGGUGCGACAGCAUCCAGUUCGCCGUGGACAAACGCGUCUUCAUCGCCGGGUUCGGACUCUAUGGCUCCAGCUGCGGCUCGGCAGAGUACUCGGCUAAGAUCGAGCUCAAGCGCCAAGGCAUUCUCCUUGGACAUAACCUGAGUAAAUACUUCUCUGACGGUUCUAGUAACACAUUCCCCGUGUGGUUUGAGUACCCCGUGCAGAUAGAACCCGAUACGUUCUACACGGCUUCUGUAGUUCUGGAUGGGAACGAGUUGAGUUACUUUGGUCAGGAAGGAAUGACAGAGGUGCAGUGUGGGAAGGUGACCUACCAGUUCCAAUGUUCGUCAGACAGCACCAAUGGGACAGGAGUACAGGGCGGUCAGAUACCUGAACUCAUUUUCUACGCCUAAAGGAACACAAUGAAAUGGAUAUUACCAUUACUGACUUUAGUGAAGUAGGGUAAAAGUUGCCCCAAGUCGCUGAUGUUGGGUCAGUUUUACAUUUGCCCCACUAGUAGUUAAUUAAGGUUAGGAUUAAGGUAGGGGAAACUGAUCCAAGAUCUGUACCUAGAGGAAACGUCAUCCCGGAGUGACUUUGAUGCCCAUGGAGAUGUGCUUGUUUUUAUAGUACUUAUUACUGACUUUGGUUUGAUGGGUGAAACAUGUCCAUUGCGAGGACUGAUUGAGAAUGGAUUGAUCUAGAUGACACUUCCUUUGCGAGUGCUUGGCUGUCACCAUUGUGAUGACACACUAUUCCAUUGCUGACUUUGUACGUUCUAUAAAUAUUUGUCUUUUUCUCUCUUUCUUUAUAUGCGGAAUUUUGGAAUUUAACAAUUCAUGAUUGAGGAUUCCCAGCAAACAGGGGACAUCCUGAGGACAUUUCCAUUAGGUCCCUUAAAAGGGUUUCUGCACAACGUUAUCUCACAGACGCUCUGAGAACAUUCUAAGAACAACGCAUGAUGGUCCCAAUGGAACGUUCACUGGGGGGACCUUUUUCUAGUUCCCAGUUGGACGUUUUUAGGACGUUGUGUCAUGGUCCUGGUCACGGGGACGUCCCCGAGGAUAUUUUAAGGACAUUCCUGGGACGAGGUGUCAUAGUCCCCUAGAGGUUUUUUGUGUCACGUGAUGGAUUGACAUGAUCGUACAGACUUUUCAACAUGACCCCACCUAGAAUUUGGACUCACAACCGCUGGAUUUGCAGUAUGCUGUGCCAAAAAGUCUGUAGAUUGUCACAAGUCCCAUUCGUUACCUAUAAUACAUCCUCUCGGCGCUUAGAAAAAAAGAGUGCCAACUGCCCUGCUGUUUUAGCUAGCGGUUAAUCUGAAUAUUCUCUCAUCCUUGAUUUCCUUGACUUAUUUCAGCAAUGUGAGUGUUUUCAGUAUAGUUGUCUAAUGUUGGUGAGGCUGAAUUAUUCUGUUACUCCUCAAACACUAUGAUAAAUAUAAUACAUUUUUUCUUGAGUUUUUUUUUUUUACAGAGAUGAAAUUUGCUUUGAAGAGCAAAGUGUAGGAAUACAGGUAUAAUCAAUCAUUGGCACAGACAUGUAGCAGGAAGAUUGGAAUGUUAAAAUCCCAGGUGAGGACGUGUGGAAUAAUCAUUUCUGUGUGUGAAUAAACGUACACAACGUACUAAAUCUACGUCAAAGUGUGUCACGUAUGGAAGUUGAAACAACGUACGUUGGAACGUCCCUUUUUGUGUAAGUGUCCCUAAACAUUGCCAAAAAAAAGUAUGAGUUGUAAAUGGAUCAGUUGAUCACCAAUCAGACAAAAGAAACAAGGGUUGAUGUGUAAUGGGGGGACCGUCUCUUUCUGACCAUCAUGAACAAGCCGGGAACUAGACAAAACCUCCAGGGGACCAUGACACAAAGUCCUGACCACUUUAUGGGGACCAUUUCAAGACGUCCUGAGGACGUCCUAAGAACUUAAUUUUGUUUGCCCGGGUUUACUUUUGGUACUGUGGAUGGUCAGCUGUUUGUUCAACGAGUUCUUCGCCUCAAACGGACUCCUUCACCUCAAAUAACUCAACAACAGACAUCUCACUGGAACGGAUCAUCAUUGGAUUAGAUAACAGGAAUUCAGAUUAAAAAAGGAAUUGACUCCGUGUGAAGGAGUUUUUUUUCUCUCCAAUUUCUCACCACUGUUAGGAAUCGUGAAUCUAUUAUUUUUUUUAAAUCAACUCCCAGCCCCAAUGUGUGUAUGCACUGUAUAUAGUGUAAUAUAUAGCUCAGAGGGUAUCUUAUGACUAAUAUGCUAUAUGUUUCCUAUUUCGAUGCUUGCACAUGAUGCACAUGAUAUACACAGAACAGCAAUACUUCACUGCCUAAUAUAUUCUAUGAAUUGAUUGAUUGACGUUACGCACGCCUCUGUGAAGACGGAACGCAACACCCUGCUACGACUCAAUUGAUUGAUCGCUCUCUGUUUUAGCCAAUGCAUUGCACUUCACAAAGCACCCCCCCCCCCCCCCCCCCCCCCCCCCCACACAUCAAUAUUUAUAUUUUAGAACUGGUGACAAUUAAGAGACAAUGUUGAUAUUGAAACACCAAACACUUACUCGCGUAGCCCUACGGUUACAGGUAUGUGAGAAAUAAUGUAUUUGUAAAGAAGAUAUGUCACAAAAAGAGACAGACGGCAAAACUGCAAUGGUUCAAUGUCACUAUUUUGACAAGUUAUCAACGUAUUAAAUAUAUCAGUUAAAAAAAACAAAAGAGUUACCAUUGUAAGAGCCGUUGUUGAUUAUUAAUGUUAUUUUGUUUACUUUGAUAUGAGGCAGCCUUUUAUUUUGCUACUGGGACUGGUUACUGUCUACUAACUGGUAUAGAUUCACCUUACUGGGACUGGUUACUGUCUACUAACCACUAACUGGUAUAUAUUCACUUUACUGGGACUGGUUACUGUCUACUAACUGGUAUAGAUUCACCUUACUGGGACUGGUUACUGUCUACUAACUGGUAGAGAUUCACCUUACUGGGACUGGUAACUGUCUACUAACCACUAACUGGUAUAGAUUCACCUUACUGGGACUGGUUACUGUCUACUAACUGGUAUAGAUUCACCUUACUGGGACUGGUUACUGUCUACUAACUGGUAUAGAUUCACCUUACUGGGACUGGUUACUGUCUACUAACUGGUAGAGAUUCACCUUACUGGGACUGGUAACUGUCUACUAACCACUAACUGGUAUAGAUUCACCUUACUGGGACUGGUUACUGUCUACUAACUGGUAUAGAUUCACCUUACUGGGACUGGUAACUGUCUACUAACCACUAACUGGUAUAGAUUCACUUUACUGGGACUGGUUACUGUCUACUAACUGGUAUAGAUUCACCUUACUGGGACUGGUUACUGUCUACUAACUGGUGUAGAUUCACCUUACUGGGACUGGUAACUGUCUACUAACCACUAACUGGUAUAGAUUCACCUUACUGGUUACUAUCUACUAACCACUAACUGGUAGAGAUUCACCUUACUGGGACUGGCUACUGUCUACUAACUGGUAUAGAUUCACCUUACUGGGACUGGUAACUGUCUACUAACCACUAACUGGUAUAGAUUCACCUUACUGGGACUGGUUACUGUCUACUAACCACUAACUGGUAUAGAUUCACCUUACUGGGACUGGUAACUGUCUACUAACCACUAACUGGUAUAGAUUCACCUUACUGGGACUGGUAACUGUCUACUAACCACUAACUGGUAUAGAUUCACCUUACUGGGACUGGUUACUGUCUACUAACUGGUAUAGAUUCACCUUACUGGGACUGGUAACUGUCUACUAACUGGUAUAGAUUCACCUUACUGGGACUGGUAACUGUCCUUAAACUGCUACAGAUUCAUCCCUUUCUGUGCAUCAGUUGUAGAUUGGCAGUUGCCGGAUCAAACAGUGAGCACGUGAUUACGGGUUAACCUGGGGUGUUGUGAAGUUCCGGAAUGCAUCAUAUCAUGGUUUUAGCGUAUCGGUAUCGGAGCAGUAGAGUAGAGGCACUUACAGAAGUUGCACACAAUGGCGUACAUUUUUAGCAGAAUAAUGUUGGCCUUUUGAAAUAAACGCUUAUAACGCAA